AACCGGAGUUAGGGAAGAAAGCCAGCAACGGGCAACCCGAGCAAGCGGAUCGCAUCGAGGUAGGGGGAGGAGUAGAGGAGCUCAGCUCGGUCGGGGUGGACUGGGGGUGUGAUGGAGUGGACGACGGUGGAGGCGGGGGACGGGGCCAAGCUGAGCGUGCGGCUGUUCAAGCCGGCGCAGGGGGAGGCGGCGGCAGAGGCGGCGGCUGCGGAGGAGGACAUCGCGGUGGUGCUGGUGCACCCUUACACGAUCCUGGGCGGCGUGCAGGGCCUGCUGCGCGGGAUUGCCGAGGGAGUCGCGCGGCGCGGGUACCGCGCCGUGACCUUCGACAUGCGCGGCGCCGGGAGGUCCACCGGCCGCGCCUCGCUCACGGGCUCCACCGAGGUCGGGGACGUCGUGGCCGUCUGCCGCUGGGUCGCCGAAAACCUCAACCCGCGGGGAGUCCUGCUCGUCGGCUCCUCCGCUGGAGCACCAAUCGCAGGAUCUGCAGUUGAUAAGGUUGAUCAGGUGGUUGGUUAUGUUAGCAUAGGGUACCCAUUCGGUCUAAUGGCCUCGAUCCUAUUUGGCAGACACCACAAUGCUAUCCUCAAGUCUGAGAAACCAAAGUUAUUCAUCAUGGGAACUAAAGAUGGCUUCACAAGUGUGAAGCAGCUGCAAAACAAGCUCAAGAAUGCAGCUGGACAGGUUGAUACUCACUUGAUCGAAGGAGCUGGCCACUUCCAAAUGGAAGGCCCUGCAUUUGAUGCCCAAAUGGUUGACCUUAUUGUUAAUUUUAUCAAAUCCUUACCCCAAUAGCAUUUUACAGUGAUUGUGUGCAAGUCUGUCAUGAUCGUAGUGAGUUAGUAACAAAGAAGUUACUGAACUGUACAUUUCAUGGUGUGUGUUUACUCGUUUGUAAGUGUACACUUGAUGUUGUAAUUUUAGUUCAAUCUGUGUUUCUUUUGAAGCUUAGUGUAAGAUGAUGGGUUUUAGAUACAAUAUAUUUACAGGGCAUAACAUUUAUCAUUUCAG
Molecule: messenger RNA, 1011 nt
Organism: Oryza brachyantha (malo sina)
Lineage: Eukaryota; Viridiplantae; Streptophyta; Magnoliopsida; Poales; Poaceae
Exons: 2
Coding region: 112-795 (227 amino acids)
Molecular function (GO): hydrolase activity
Source: RefSeq, a predicted model, not a curated record